Molecule: messenger RNA, 2927 nt
Organism: Malus domestica (apple)
Lineage: Eukaryota; Viridiplantae; Streptophyta; Magnoliopsida; Rosales; Rosaceae
Product: protein ALTERED PHOSPHATE STARVATION RESPONSE 1-like
Source: RefSeq, a predicted model, not a curated record
UGGUUAACUAAUCGUAUGUUGGUAAAGGUUACCUGGUUAAGGGAACUAGAGGAGAUAAAAAUCUCUCCUUGAAACUACAAACCUCUCUCUGCUCAACGGUCCUUUUUCGCAGAACAAUUAAAUAUUUCCUUCCCAAAACACAAAAUAAGAUAAAUAAAAUAAAACACUCUCCCCUGCUCUGCUGCACCAUCUCUCUCUCUCUCUCUGUUUUCUGUGCUAAGAAACGAACUGGAUUUCUGCUCUCAGAUGGCUGCAUUUCUAAUUUUCUCUCAAAAUUCUCCAAAAGCUAUUUUUUAACAUAAAAUUUCUCUUAAAAUUCCUAGUUCUUAGAAGCAGAUUGUCCAUUUUCUUUUUCAAAAAUCCACAAGAAUCUUCCAAAAACUCACCUUUAUCACUUUUACACCAUUUUUUACCUCCUAAAAGCAGAAAGUCUCCACCUUUAGCGAGAGAGAGAGAGAGAGAGAGAUGGGGGGAUGUGUUGCUUCCAAGCUGGAGGAAGAAGGAGGAGUUGUGACAAUUUGUAGAGAGAGAAAACGGCAGCUGAAGCUGGCGGUGGAGAAAAGAUACGCCCUUGCGGAGGCGCACUGUAAGUACGGCCAUGCUUUGUUUGCGGUGGCUGCCGCCGUGGACUUCUUUGUUGCAGGCUAUUCUUCCCCUCCUAAACCUUACCUCAUCACAUUUUCGCCUCACUCUCCUCCUCCUCAGCCGCCGGAGUCGGCGGCUCCGCUUCCGAUCACUGAGAAUGUGAUAACCAACCCAAUGUUUCUUCAGCAGAGACCGUCUGAGUCGACCCAUGAAGCCAUUGCUUGUCACUCAUGUGGUUCUUCAACAUCCUCCGACUCCUCUGAGGAGGAGAGAGAAGAAGAGGAGCAAAAAACAGACGUGAGAGAAGAAGAACAGGGAUGUGGGUACUUUUAUAUGCAAAUGCCACCAGCAAUGCCGUCACCACAGAGAGACUUUGGGUGGGAUUUCUUCAACCCUUUCGACGCCGUGAGGCCGGAGGUCAUAAGCGGGUACAGGCGGAGCUCCGACGAGGAUUUAAGGGUGGUGAGGGAGGAGGAAGGGAUACCUGAGCUGGAAGAGGAAGAAGGGGAGAGUCAGAGAGAAGAAGAGCAGGAAGAAAACCAGGCGGUGGUGGUGGAAGAAAAAGGCAGCGGAGAACAGCGCGACGGCGGAGCUGAGGUGGUGAAGGUGGUUGAUGAGGCGGCUAAUGCGAGGGAGGGGGAGCAAAAAGGGCUUGCUGUGAUUGAUACACCAGCUGAAGGGAGGGAGCUUCUGGAAGCACUGAAGGACAUUGUGGACCUUUUCUCUAGGGCUUCUGAUUCUGCAAAGGAUGUGUCCAGGAUGCUUGAUGCUAAUAAAUUGCAAAUGCAGUCUGGUUUGGAGGAAAUUAAAGAGAACUCAACAAAGCUAAUUCAAGCUAUAACAUGGCAUAACUCAACUUCAUCGUCUAAGCUUUCGUCGUGCAAGAGUCUCGUGGCAUCCAGAUCUAAGGGUUCGUCAACAUGGACGGAAUUUAACAAUGAUCUUUUCAAUGAUUAUGGAGGAAUGGAUUCAGGAAGUCAUUCACUUACUCUAGAAAGGCUAUAUGCCUGGGAAAAGAAGCUCUAUGAAGAAGUUAAGGCCGGAGAUAUGACAAGGAAACUGUAUGAGAAAAAAUGCUCGCGACUUAAACACCACGACAUAGGAGACAAUGAGACCAUGGACAAAACUCGAGCUGCAGUGAAGGAUUUAUAUGCCAGGAUCUUAAUUGCAAUUCGGAGUGCCGAGUCAAUUUCCAAGAGAAUCCAGAUACUGAGAGAUGAAGAACUGCAGCCUCAAAUUGUUGAGCUGUUGAAAGGCUUAAUGCGCACCUGGAAAAUUAUGUUGGAAUCUCAUGAAACCCAACACAAGAUCCUUUCUGAGGUGAAAUCUUUUGCCAGCUCUGCAUAUGGAAAGUUCAGCAACAUCUCUCACAUGCGUGCAACACUUCAGCUCCUCGCUGAGCUUCAGAAUUGGCAUGCAUGCUUUAAGGAGUACGUCGCUGCACAAAAAGCAUAUGUUGGAACUCUCCAUGGUUGGCUAACCAAGUUCGUGGUCCCUGAAGAAAACUUCUACUCGGGGAGCAGGAGUUCAGCUGCGCCGUUUGGCGUCAGUGGCCCCCCGUUGCUCAUUAUCUGCCAUGAUUGGUUAUCUUCCCUGGAGAAAUUACCUGAUACUUUGGUGACCAUUGCCUUGAGAAGCUUUACAAAGGACGUGAGGGCUCUGUUGAAUCAGCAAGGGGAAGAGCAGAAACAAAAAAGGAAAGUUGACAGCCUAGGCAAAGAGCUCGACCGAAGAGUUUGUGCAUUCCAGAAGACAGAGAGCAGGUGUCUGGAGCCAAAGCUCACAGAACAGAAAUGCGAGACAGAUAUGGAACAUAAGACGGAGUCCAUGACAGAGAAGAAGGAGCAGAUAGACAUGUUCAGAAGAAAGGUGGACAUGGAGAGGGAAAAACACCAAAAUUACAUUGAGGAAACUCAAAGGAUCACAUUGAACGGAAUCCAGACUGGGUUUUGUUCAGUUUUCGAGUCCUUAGCGGAGUUUUCCAGGGCUUCACAGAAACUGUACAGCGAUCUCGUGACUUGCAGUGAAAAUGCAGAUAAAGCUGGGAACCCCGCGUAUAUAGAAGGCGGCAUCAAGGAUGACAAAAACAGCAGCAGGUGACAUGAGGCGUUUGAGAAUCGGAAUUGGUGAAUUGUGUAUUUGUAUUUGUGUACAUAUAUUGUGUCAAAGCAGCUCGCUGAGACACAAUUAUUUAAGUUUUUAGGGUGAUGGUGUUGUAGCGAAGUAGCGACGAAUUUCUGAAUGUUGCUACAAUUAUUUAAGUUUGUAGGGUUGGUGGUGUUGUAGCAAGUAGCAACUCUCAUGGUAGACUUCUUUGGUUCCAAAUGAACAGAUUUUUCUCC